Molecule: messenger RNA, 618 nt
Organism: Geodia barretti
Lineage: Eukaryota; Metazoa; Porifera; Demospongiae; Tetractinellida; Geodiidae
Source: the annotation of a GenBank genome assembly
AUGAGCGAAAACAGGGGACUCUUUGUCCGCAUCUCCUCCCAUGGUAAAUCCCGGCUGGCAGUGUCUACUCCUCGAAGUGCGAUUGCCCUGACCUUCACCGACUCGGGCAUUGCUGUUAGAAUUGGCCUCAAAAAUUGCGAGGCAACAUCUUGGCCCAGGGUCAAGAAACUGAUCUCUCCCUUGCCAUUUGCCCCGGGGAAUGGAGGCGUAAUCCAGGAACAAUGGCAGUCCGGUCAGUUGGAAAUUGAGGUUGUCCCCCAGGGAACCCUCGUAGAAAGGUUGCGCGCUGGCGGUGCCGGAAUUGGGGGUGUAUUUCUUGCCACCGCGGUGGGUACCAGGUUCGAAACAGGGAAGGAAAAGCGGUCUUUUGCCAACGGAGAGGCAGUACUGGAACUGCCCAUGAAGGCUGAUUAUGCCCUGAUUAAGGUAACGACUGCCGACACGCUGGGAAGCGCAAUUUACGAGGGAUCAGGACGUAACUGGGCUCCGGUCAUGGCUAUGGCUGCCAGGAUAACCAUAGCCGAGGCUGAACAUAUUGUGGGACCCGGAGAGCUGAACCCGGAGGGUAUCAUAUCUCCGGGUAUUUUCGUCAACCGUAUUGUAGCUGCCAACGACUAG